Messenger RNA from Sphaeroforma arctica JP610, 1087 nucleotides. RefSeq lists its product as hypothetical. Gene Ontology annotation, cellular component: cytoplasm; eukaryotic translation initiation factor 3 complex. NCBI's taxonomy places the organism in Eukaryota, Ichthyosporea, Ichthyophonida. The transcript has 5 exons. The record is from RefSeq and is a predicted model, not a curated record. Bases 142 to 864 code for a protein of 240 amino acids. Gene Ontology annotation, molecular function: translation initiation factor activity.
CAAACUGAAUAGAUCAUAAAUAUAUAUACUAAAUAUAUAUUGUAUAAUUGAAUAAUAGUGGUCAUUAUUGUCGCAUCCCUUUGGAAUAUAGUUCAUAGCUGUCUCAUCACCUGUAUUUUGUGACUAGUUUUCACUGCUAUAAUGUCGUGGGAGGAUGAUGAGUUCGAUGUUGAUCUGAAUGACAGCAAGAACUUCAACAGAGGCACAGGUUUCUCCGACGAGGAGGAUGAUGGCGUAAAGGAUGCCUGGGAUGCUGACUCUGACACAGAGAACAACCCAGCAGUAACGGAGACGAAAACAACAGUCACAACCACAAAGAAGAAGAAAGGAUUGAAACAAAUACUCAAAGAGAAGGAAGAGAAGAAACAGAAAGAAUUGGAGGAGAAAAUGGCGCAGGCUGAAUUGGAGGCUGAUCCCGAAGAUGAGAAACGACAAAGGCAAAUACUCGUGGAGCAGGCGGACUUGGACUUGGCAAAGGAUAUGUUCGGUGGUGUGGAAGAUACGCCAGUGGCUGUGAAGGAAAAGGUGGACGAAAAUAGUAUUGAUAAGGCUAAUCCCAGGAACCGGUCUCAGUUUGACAAAUUUGCUAAAAAUAUUUCUGCGAGGCUACGACAGUACGAGGACACUCCGUUUUACCUUUCGAUGGUGGAGCAGAUCGCAAAAGAGUUGACAGAAAAUUUGGAUUAUGAGGACACACGGAAAGUAGCACAGAUCCUGAACGUAUCAGCCAAUGAUAAGCAACGAAUUGAGAAAGAGAAGAAAAAGGGUGGUAAAAAGAAAAAGGGUGCGACGAUGAAAAUGGAACGAGGAAACGAUGACGGUUCCAGAGGCAGGUUCGAAAAUGAUAUGGAUGAUUAUAUGUGAUUAGGUUUGCAUCACCGUUGUCUCUUGGCUCGUGAACGCCUACCUUCAAUUCUGCGUCAAGCGAUAUUUGUCACGUAGUGGCUGGCCCUCUAAUAAUUUAAAUGCUUUAAUAUAAAGCGAUAGUGAAUUAUUGCGAUAGUGCCCGGGCACAUCUACAAUUAUUUAUUUUAACAAGUCUAACGUUGGGAGAAUUUUUGAUCAAUAUUGUUUGGCUGGAAACUUU